CUCUACUUUAAGCUCCAAUAACGGCGCCUCUUUACAUGCCUUCGGCCUCAUUCUCUGGCCACACCAGAAACGGCACGGAUGCUUGAACUAUGAUUGAAGAAACUGGCUUCUUUCCUUUAAAGAUUCAUACAGACCGCUCCCCGCAACCUUCAAUCAUAUGGAUCGGUUUAUAUUAAUGGCGAAAGGAUAUACGCCAAAACUCUCGGCUCCAGAUCGAUGCUAGUUAUGAGGUCAUUUCUGGUUCUGACGUAUUUCUUUGCUGCACAUGCUCUGCCACCACCCUCACCAGUUCGCUGCAACGAUUCCGGCUGCACCAUUACCAACUCUUAUGGCGUAUGGGGUGACAGAAAGGACUGCGCGGCGUCGGCCGUCGUCUACCCCACGACAGAGGAAGAGCUCCGUUUGGCUGUUGCAGAGGCGGUUAAGAACCAGUUCAAGGUUAAGACAGUGAGUGGAACUUCACAUACAAUGCCCAAGUUCGCUUGCCCGGGAUACGCGGGUGAAAAGUCGAUGCUUAUCAGCACUGCUAAGCUCAACAAUGGAAUCGAAGUCGAUGCGGCGGCAAUGACGGUUAUUGCGGAUGCUGGAGUUGGUCUUAGGGAUCUGAUCGACAGUGUGGAAGAAGAAGGACUGAGUUUGGUGGCUUCUCCUUAUUGGGAUGGUGUUAGCUUGGGGGGAUUAAUCAGCACAGGAGCACAUGGGAGCUCUUGGUGGGGCAAGGGAGGUGCAGUUCAUGACCAUGUGGUAAGAAUCAAUCUGGUUGUGGCUGCCGGUCCCUCUGAAGGCUUUGCCAAAGUGAUAGAACUGGAUAAGCAGAGCCCCAUAUUCAAUGCGGCCAUUGUCUCCCUUGGUCUUAUGGGUGCCAUAUCAAAGGUAAUGCUCUCCCUAGAACCUGCCUUCAAAAGAAGCAUCACUAACUAUUUCAAAAGUGAUAGCCAAUUUGAAGAAAUAUUCACCGAUCAUGCUCGACAACAUGAAUUUGCAGAUAUCACCUGGUACCCAUCACAGCACGUUGCAGUAUUCAGAGCAGACGAUCGAGUUCCAAUAAAUAGCUCAGGAGAUGGUAGAAAUGACUUUCUUGGAUUUCAACCGCAAAAUAUAGUUGUUAGUGCAUCAGUGAGAGCGUCAGAGAAGGCGUUGGAAUCUUCAAGGGACAUUAAGGGUAAAUGCACCAUGGCUGCUGGUGUAGUGGCAUUCAAGAAGUUAGUGGCCAAUGGUUUGAAAAACAACAAACUGAUAUUCACAGGCUACCCCGUGGUGGGUCAACAGGGUAAGAUGCAAGCUUCUGGGUCAUGCGCACGCUCUUCAUCUGCAGAUAUCUUAACAACCUGCGCUUGGGACCCGAGAAUCAAAGGACUACUCUUUUAUGAAACCACAGCCAUAUUCCCUGCUUCAAAGUUUCAGGAUUUCAUUAAGGAUGUAAAAACACUGAGAAACUUGAAGCCAGAGAACUUCUGUGGCGUAGACCUAUAUAACGGGUUCUUGAUUCGUUUCAUUAAAGCAUCUGAAGCUUAUCUGGGCCAACCGCAAGAUUCUGUUGUUGUGGACUUCAAUUACUACAGAGCAGAUGAUGCUUCCAUUCCUAGACUCAACCAAGAUGUGUGGGAGGAAGUGGAACAGAUGGCAUUCUUCAAAUAUGCAGCUAAGCCACACUGGGCCAAGAAUAGGAAUGUAGCAUUCAUGGAUGUGAAGAACAAGUAUCCCAAUUUUGACAAAUUCAUUGCCCUUAAAGAGCAGCUUGACCCUAGGAAUACAUUUUCCAGCAAGGAGUCAGACGCAUUACUUAAUGGGACAAAGGAACUCAAAAGCAAUGGUUGUGCACUAGAAGGCUUGUGUAUCUGUUCAGAAGACAGGCACUGCAGUCCCGAAGAAGGUUACUUCUGUAGACCAGGCCUUGUUUACAGAGAAGCUCGAGUCUGCAGGUAUAUCAUGUCCUCCGUGGCAUGAAAUAGCCCUGGAACAAUGCUAAAAGCUUAAAAUCUACUGACCUGUUAUCGUUUCACACAUGUAUUUGGAGCUCCAUAAAGGUACAGAAUUGUGUCUCAAAGUAGCACGAAUAUCAAUGUGCUUAACGUUGUGGUUUUGAUGGAGAUCAUCCAUUAAGGAUGAUCACCUCAUGGAUCUGAUCUUAUUACUUCUGGAAGCA
Molecule: messenger RNA, 2146 nt
Organism: Nymphaea colorata (pocket water lily)
Lineage: Eukaryota; Viridiplantae; Streptophyta; Magnoliopsida; Nymphaeales; Nymphaeaceae
Product: L-gulonolactone oxidase 3
Exons: 3
Coding region: 217-1947 (576 amino acids)
Cellular component (GO): membrane
Molecular function (GO): D-arabinono-1,4-lactone oxidase activity; FAD binding
Source: RefSeq, a predicted model, not a curated record